Messenger RNA from Bradysia coprophila, 1396 nucleotides. Its product is annotated as FAM172 family protein homolog CG10038. Gene Ontology annotation, molecular function: siRNA binding. Gene Ontology annotation, cellular component: nucleus. Lineage: Eukaryota; Metazoa; Arthropoda; Insecta; Diptera; Sciaridae. The record is from RefSeq and is a predicted model, not a curated record. Gene Ontology annotation, biological process: regulatory ncRNA-mediated heterochromatin formation.
AAUGUUAUGCACCCCGCUUUCAUUCGUUGUAUUGUAAACAUUCCAAAUGUUUUGAAAGUUUAAUGUGAUAUGCUGACGAGCAAAUUUUUUCCAAGUAUUUUCGUGUUAUUUCAGUGUUUUAAAUCGUUCGAAUCACACAAUUCACAGCCACAUCCUACAAUGGCACAGGAGAAUGCAUUCCCAAAGACACUCGAAGGAUUCGGUUACGGUUUUAAUGAGGAAGGACAAUUACGACAAAUAGAUCCAAGCACUGGCCUGUGUACAGACAAGCCAUUCGAAUUUGCAAUAAGUUCGGAACACGAGCGCAAUCAAAAACAUUACGAGGCUCUCGGUGAGGUUAUCACAGAAUAUGUGUACGAGUUGCUCGAAAAGAAUGGUCUGCACAAAAUCCACGUUCCGUCGGAUGUUCCCGAAAGUGAAGCUACCUUUGUCUUUGCUACGAAACGAGAUUUGAACGACGUGAAAAAGUUGUUGAUAUUGAUUAAUGGCAGUGGAGUGGUCCGUGCCGGACAGUGGGCCCGACGAUUAAUUAUGAAUCAGUCACUUAACCAUGGAACUCAAAUUCCAUACAUAAAUUUAGCAAGGAAGAAUGGCUACGACGUUCUCGUAUUGAAUACGAACGACAAUGAGCGAAAUGACGAAGACAUUCCCGGCCACGCAUCUCCGUCAGAACAUGCCCAUUCGGUGUGGUCUCAGAUGAUAGCCGACGCAAACAUCGAGGGUAUUGCAAUCGUAGCCCACAGCUUCGGAGGCCAUGUUACAAUGGAUUUGGCUCAACAGCAUGUCGAGGCAUUCAAGAACAAAGUAUUUGCGGUUGGAUUAACCGAUUCCGUUCACAAUUCGAUUCCCCCGGCUAUUCGUAAACACAUGCAAAAGAUCUGCAGAAAUUGGGUAACAUCUGCCCAGCCGCUAAACACACCGUCCAAGUACCAACAUCCUCUUGAUGUACAGCGACUUUCUGCUGGCCACAAGGAACACGAAUGGACUUCAUGGUCAGCGAUGGAUGUGUUGUUUGAAUUCCUUGAGGAGCGAUACAAGAAUUUUGUUGAGAAUGAAAAGGCUGCAAAGGAGACCAAAGUUGAAUUGUAGUUUUGUUGAACGAACGUUUUAGGUUAAUUUUUUGAUUUAUGUGUGGUGACUGUCGUCACAUUUGCACUUUUUUAUAUUGAAUUCACAUGAAUAUUGAGGAGAAUGAUUGGAAUAAAAAACUGAGUUCAGGCUGUAACACAAAAGGUUCACGUGUCAAUCGCUGCAUCAUCACAGCUGAGCCAGUUUUAUCAGGAAAUCGAAGAUGACCUCUGAUCAACUGAUGUGUCGAAAACCUCAAAAUAAAAUCAAGCGAAUAUCACAUUGUACAUUACAGGAUACGGGAUGAGCAUUGAAGUCAAUAAAAUUC